AUGUGCAUCGUUAAUACAACAUCUACUGAUGCUGAUAUUGAAAUACAUGGAUGGGUGAAAUCCGUACGGGUGCAAAAAAAUGUUUCAUUUGCCGAAAUUAAUGAUGGUUUAAGUUUUCGUGGAAUCCAAGCGAUUCUCACCAAGGAACAAGCUAAAGAGUUAACCACAGGAACUUCGGUUAAAUUGCGAGGACGACUUGUGGAAAGUAUCGGUAGUGAACAAAACAGAGAAUUGCAAGUGGACCAAGUCGAAAUAUUGGGAAAAUGUGAUGCGGCUACGUAUCCCUUACAAAAGAAACAUCAUAGUUUCGAUUACUUGAGAGAAAUAUCACAUCUUCGUCCAAGAUCAAAUACAUUCUCCGCAUUGGCACGAGUUAGAAAUUGUGCAAUAACUGGAUUCGAAAAUUUCUUUCAAAAAAAUGAAUUUCUACGCGUGCAUACACCAAUUUUGACUGCAUCAGAUUGCGAAGGAGGAAGCAAAGUUUUUAAAAUAUCCACGAGUCAUCAACCAGUGAGGCCUACUGCAUGUAAUUCUAGCGGAAAUAAUUUAGAGUAUUUUGAUAAGCCGGUAUAUUUGACCGUGUCAGGUCAACUUCACGCAGAAAUUAUGGCAUCGUCUCUAUCACGUGUAUACACAUUUGGCCCUGUAUUCCGGGCUGAAGAAUCUGUCACCUCAAGACAUUUAGCUGAAUUCUGGAUGCACGAAGCAGAAAUAGCAUUCCUAACACAAUUAGCUGAUCUUUUAGAAUUUACUGAAGAAUGUAUUCGUUCUACGACUACACACAUUUUGGAAAGCCUAUCGACCGAUAUUGACUUUUUUAGGAAAUGGAUAGAUGCACAUUUAAUAAGUCGUCUUGAAUCGUUGAAUGGAGCUCAGUUUACACGAAUGACAUACACAGAAGCUAUCAAUAUUCUGUCAAAUUCGAAACGAAAAUUCGAGUUCACACCAAAAUACGGAACUACGCUCAAAAGUGAACAUGAAAAAUUUUUGGCAAAUGAGCAUUGUCGAGCGCCUGUGUUUAUCACUGAUUAUCCAAAAUCAAUUAAACCAUUUUAUAUGCGUAUGAAUAAUGAUGGAGAAACUGUUGCGUGCUUUGAUUUGUUAGUUCCGAAAAUCGGUGAACUUGUGGGCGGUAGCUUACGUGAAGAAAGGUAUGAACAACUUGAAUCCCAGAUGAUAGAGAAAGGUUUGAAUGUCGACGAAUAUCAAUGGUAUUUAGAUUUAAGAAAAUAUGGGAGUGUGCCUCAUGGUGGUUUUGGGAUUGGAUUUGAUCGUUAUUUACAAUUCGUCACCGGAAUUGAUAAUAUCCGUGAUGUCGUGGCGUUUCCACGAGCUGUGGGUCAAUGUAGAUUUUAA
Messenger RNA from Ambispora leptoticha, 1356 nucleotides. Lineage: Eukaryota; Fungi; Glomeromycota; Glomeromycetes; Archaeosporales; Ambisporaceae. The record is from the annotation of a GenBank genome assembly.